CAGCCCGGGAAGACGCACAGCUCCGGGCGUCCUGUGGACGGCUCCUGAGAAAAUGCUCCAGCACUUUGGGGCAGACUUGCAGGGCUGGGUUCUUGGGGGUUUUUUUGUUGGGUUUGUUGUUUUUUUUUUCCCCCAGUGGGGAGGUGCGUCUUUAUUUACCCCCUUUUCCACCAAAGAUGGCCUUGGUCGCCCCGCGGCCCCCCAGAGGCCCUCCUGGGGAGGACGGAGGGCGGGGGGCCGGGGGGGGGGCGGCGAGGCGCCCCGCGUUGGGGGGACACGGCGCCACCCGGGUCCGCCGCUCGCCCCGCCGCGCUCUGACGCUGGGAGCCAUGUGAUGGCCCCCUCGCUAUAAGGCGGGGAGGAAGGCCGUCCUCUCUGGGACUCGGCCCCAGCCUUUUCACCGUCUUUCCGAAGGCCCGGCAAGCCGCCCCCUCCGCCCUCCCUCCUCGCCAGCCUCCUCCCCUCUCCUCCUCCCAGGACUAGGCACGCUCCCUCCUGCCCCGCAUCCAUUAAUGUCUGGGGGCUGAGGUGAGGAGAAAGAAGGGGGGAACCGGCUUCCAGGCGCAGCCCCCUCGCCCCCCAAGCCCCGACCCAAAAAAACCAAAAACAACAACAACAAAAAAAAACCACAAGACCCCCAUAAAGGGGGAGGGGAGGGGAAAAAAGAGAGACGGAAAGAGAGAAAUCUAAAAAGCAGCAACAAAUAUCCCGAAACAAAACCCAAACCAGCCGCCGCCUCCGAGCGGGCGGCGGGAGCGCUCCCGCGGCGCAGCGGAGCUGGGGGCCGGCGCGGCUCGGAGCGGCCCGCCUGCCCGAGGCGGCGGCGGCAGCGGGGCGGCUCUCGGCGGAGCGGCGCGGGGGCCUGGCGGCGGCGGCGGCGACGGCGGGGAGGGCGCCCGCCCGCCCGCCGCGCCGCGCCGACCGCCACCGAUGCGCUGCCCCGCCGCCGCGCCAUGACCCUGAGCUCCGAGAUGUCCGAGGCGUCGGCGCUUGCUGAGGAGACCGACAUCGAUGUGGUGGGCGAGGAGGACGACGAGGAGGACGACGAGGAGUCGCAGCCCCGCCGCCGCCGCCGCCGCCGCCGCCGCCGCUCCUACGCUGAGGACGAGGAGGAGGAGGAGGAAGAGGAAGAGGACGAGGAGGAUGUGGGCGACCUCCACGACGACGUCCUGCUGCCGCGGUCGCCCGUACGCGGCGGCGGCGGCGGCAGCGGCGGCGGCGGCGGCGGCGGCGGCGGCGGCGGGGCGGGCGGCGGGGACGGUGGCGGCGGCUCUCGGCCCCCCUCACGGGGCGGCCCCCAGCAUGCGGCGGCGGGCGGCGGCGGGGCGGGCGGCGGCGGUGGCGGCGGCGGCGGCGGCGGCGGGGCGGCCGGCGGCGGCAAGAACAGCCUGGUGAAGCCGCCCUACUCCUACAUCGCCCUCAUCACCAUGGCCAUCCUGCAGAGCCCCAAGAAGCGGCUGACGCUAAGCGAGAUCUGCGAGUUCAUCAGCGGGCGCUUCCCCUACUACCGGGAGAAGUUCCCCGCCUGGCAGAACAGCAUCCGCCACAACCUCUCCCUCAACGACUGCUUCGUCAAGAUCCCCCGGGAGCCCGGCAACCCGGGCAAGGGCAACUACUGGACGCUGGACCCCGAGUCCGCCGACAUGUUCGACAACGGGAGCUUCCUGCGCCGCCGAAAGCGCUUCAAGCGGCAGCAGCUCCCGGCGCCCGAGCUUCUGCUGCGCGCCGUGGACCCUGCCGCCUUCCUCCCACAGCCCCCGCCCCAGCCCCCGCAGCAGCCGCCCUGCGCCUACGGACCCUACGGCUGCGGCUACGGCCUCCAGCUUCAGCCCUACCACCCCCACUCCGCCCUCUUCGCCUUCCACCACCCCUCCCCGCCGCCUCGCCAGCCCCCCGCCGCCCCCGGCAGCGCCCCCGGCGCGGCGCUGGCCUCCGCCACCGCCGCGCCGCCGAGCCCCUUGCUGUCGGCGGCGGAUUUGGCACGGACGCCCUUCGGCUACCCGCACCCGCUGGGCCCGGCGCUGGCGGCCUCGCUGCACGCCGCCGCCAAGACCGGCAGCGGCGCGGCGCUGGCCCGCUCGCCCUUCUCCAUCGAGAGCAUCAUCGGGGGGGGACCCGGUCCCGGCCCCGGGCCGGGCCCGGGCCCCGGGCCGGGCGGCAGCAGCUGCGCGUCGCAGUCGGCCGCGGCGCCGGGGCUGUCCCGCUCGCUGGGGAGCGCCGGGGGCGGCCUGCCCCCCGCCGCCGCCCUGCCCGCCGCCCCCGGCUUCGCGGCCCGGAUCUCUAACUGUUAAGGGUUUGUGAGUCUUUCCGAAGGUAGGAUCUGGGGUAUCUGCUUUCUCUGAUGCCCGGCGGACGCCGCCCGGAGGGUCUGCGGGCUUUGCUUGGGGAUUGCGCGGUGGGGCUCGGGGGGCGCCGCGGCCGGCGCGCCGCCCGGGUCCGCUGUUUAUGCAAAGCCUGGUGUAGAUGCCGCAUGGGCAGGUGGUCACGCUCUUGGAAAGUUACUCCUUACUCCUUAAAAAAAAAAAAAAUUAUGGUGAUAAAUAACGGCUCUAAACCGUUAAAGUUCAGAGAUUCUCAGGUCUAGGAGCUUGAAAACAGUAAUGUACAGGAGGAAAAAAAAAAAGGCUUGAGGGAGGACAGCAAAGCAAUACUUUUUCAUUUUAGUACACUUGUCUCAUGUACUUUUAUAAAAGAAAAGAUUAACAUGUUUACACAGAAGGAAGUCAAGAUUAUCAUUUCUUAUUUUAACCUGUGUUUUGUAUUAUAAUAGACUUACGGAGUUUUUUAUUUUGUACUUUAUGCCUAUUCUUUACAAGGAAUAUUGUUAAAAAAUUACUGGCAAGUAUUAUUAUUGUACCAUUUUAAUGUACAAUUUUUACACAUUUUCGGAAAUAAAAUUUUUAAUUUUCAAAAAAAAAAAAAAAAAAAGAAAGAGGAAAAGAAACACCAGAAACAAACCCAAAGACCAAAGGAGCCGGGCCAGAAAUUGGCUUCGGACCCUUCUCUCAUUAAUACUUCUCCCUUCUUUGGGACACUGAUAUUUUUUUUUCUUCAGGAUUAAUAGCACAAUAGCCAAGGAAUUUUACAGCGUGAAAUUUAUUAUGUCUGGUUUUGACCGCAAAGAAGAAGAUCAGAAUAUGGUCUUUGCAGUCAAACCAUUGUUAACCCUUGCAGAGAAUGAAAGGGGGGAGGAAAAAAAAUAGAGCAAACACAAAAGAGGGAAUAAACAGAAAUAGGUCUCUCUCGUGGGUGUAAAGCCAAAGGGGAUUGAUUGAAGGCACCAAUGGGGAUUGAUUAAAAAGCCAGUUUAAAACUAUUUUUUUACUUUUGGGUGUGUUCUAAAUCACAACUACAUCACAGUUUGGUUUCCAGGAGGCCCAAAGGAAAAUGCUACUAAUAAGGGGCAUGUACCGAACUUCAGAGAGAUUUGUCCUAGACUCUUACGUUUCUGUGAUGAUAAUAGGGACAUGUGUUUCUACUUUUCAGUACAUAUAAUAUAAAAUGAGCAUUGGGAUAUCCUCGUGUGAUGAGAUGAUUAAGUGCACGAGCUAUGGAAGUAAGGAUAUGUAAGAGUACAAAACAAACCGUGAAAGCAGCUUUUCCAAUUCCGGACUGUCAUCUUAACCCUCAUAAGGUCAGCAUAUAUCUGUUUCAUAGACUACAGUAAUUUUUUAACUGAAAAGCCCUCCUCCAAUAUUCAGAGCUUAGACACAUAAAGAGUCGCAGGUUUUAUGAGCAGGCAUGGGAUCGCUGAUUGUGGACUGGGAACAUGCGUUUUUCAAACCAGGGAGGCGCUUUUCAAGUACGACUCUAUUUGUAACAAUUUAGUAGAUUCAGGGGAAAAUUAUGUGAAUUUUCGUAAAAAAAAAAAAAAAACAACACAAAAAGAAAAAGAAGAAGGUUUGCCUUUUAGUGCUCUUCAGAGUGAGGAGGGGAAGGUGUGUGGUUACAUGCUUUUACGUAUGGAAGUACCUCAUCGCCUGGGCUUUGAGUAUUCUCGUGAUGCUUUUCUAUUUUGUUUGUAGCAAAGCAGGGUUAAAUUAGCGGUUUGCAAUAAGUGGAAAGACUGGGUGUAAGAUCUCUGCUGGCCUCUGCUUACAGCCCGCAGCUGGAGGGCCUCUUUGGGUGUCCCGGAUCCCUUAGAGGACAAGGACGUAGAGUCCCGUUUGAUUUCUAAAGCUAAAGGGAAAAGAUGCCAGAGGCACCGCGUACGUGGCCUGCGUGCAGAGAACAUCCCUUUCACGGCGGACAGAUCAACCCGCUUUCCCCGGGCCUGGCCUGGCGGCCGCCCCGACCCAACGCGAGGUACCAAGCUCGGCUUGGGAGACCCUCGGAGGUGCGGCUAAAAUCAAGGAGGGGGAGUUUUUGUGAGGAAGAAGGCGGCGGUAGCCGUGAGCACUGCGGCCCCCGGCUCCCCGCCGCGGGAUGCCGCUUGCGGUCGGUCCGGCUCCGGCUGCUCGGGCGAGAGGCCGUGUCAGCCCCUGCGCUGUCCCCGUGCAGUUACAUGGGAACAGCAGGUUCCGGACUCCCGGUAUCUGUUUCUCUUGGCUUCCCCGCAGAAAACCCUGGGGGAGCCCGCCGACCUCCCCUGCCCGGAGGCCGGCCCGAGGGUGCCCACCGCCCUUCCCUCUGGUUUCUUCGGAGGAAAGCCGUGCCCAGAGGUGUAUGGCAAGGAAACUGCUUGGCCACUUGUUCGUCCGACGCUUUAUGCGGUCGUCUGCGCCCUGAGCGGGCAGGGCCUUCGCCUGGGAAUUUGGCAGGAGCAAAUGGCAAUACGUGGAGUGUACCUUUAUUUUUUUUUUAUUCUAAGCGCUGAGGAAAGGGGUCAGGGAAGGGGUCUGUGGUGCUAGGGGAAGAUCCCUUCGCUUCUUUUUUACGAGUCCGCGGGGCAGCCGCCCAGCCUCGUCCCCGGGGCCCGGCCGUCCCUGUUCCCCGCGCCCUAGCGCUGCGCUGCGGGCUGGAUGGCGGCGGCGGAGCCGGAGCAGGUGCCGCUCGGCAAGGCGCCGGCCCCGCAGCCCUUUAAUGGGCUGGCAGCAGCACCGCCGCGCCGCAGAGCCCCCCAUUCGCAUGUAAAUGGCACGCCGUGUCGUGCCCCCCCGCCUCCCACCCCGCGCCCCGGCUUUCAAGGCGAACAGAGGGGACGUGUAGUCCUUGCAAAGACGGAGCCCAGACGAACUGCUGCUCCAAAACAGGCUGGGCCCUAAAAACCAAGCUGCGGGGACAAAACAGGAUGGUGUCGUCUCCUUCUCCUCCUCCCAGCUACAAAGUGUGGAUUCAUUAACCCGUCUCCUUUUCCCAUCAUAUCCCCGUAGGGCUGAGAGACGAAUUACUGGAGCUGAAUUGGGAGGGGAUUGCUCUACGAGGGGGCUAAUGUUUCAAUCAGUUCCUCCAGAAGGACCACACAAAAAGAAACUUUUUAGUUUAUGGUGCUAUUAUGCAGACUUUUAAUCUAGGGAUAGAUUUAGCCAAAUGUUAUCUAUUGGGAAUUUAAUGAAGCCCUUAUGUAUUCAAUCGCUUUUUUAUGCCACACACAGUGUCUCUAUCGUUUCCUUCCACAUAUUUCUUUGUUUCUGUUGGGUGAUUUAUAUAUUUUUAAUUAGUUUUUUUAAAUUAGUUCUUUUCAAGCAUCUUGUAUAACGUUUCUCUCAAGCGGGACUGUGUUAGGUCCCUUCCCACAUCCCCUAUAAAGGAGCUUCUCCUUCCCUCCCCCGUUUCGAAGCUCAUCAGUUCGCACGUCCGCACACUGCGCCCUUCACGCCGGGGUGCUCCCCCCGCCUUGUGCAGAGGGGCCCGACAUCGCGCUGGCUCUGCCGGCACUGCCGUGGGCUGCGGUGGGCAGGGCAGCCCGGGGUUCUGGCCUGGCGGGUCCCGGUCCGCGGCUCCCCGGCCUUGAAGUCAGCCUCCUCCCACACCUUCCCCAUCCUCAGCUCCUUCAGGCCGUACAUUUCCUGCUGGUUAUUUUUCUGGUGCAGCGAGAGGCACCCCCUGGGGCCAGCGGGGUGUCAGCUGGUGCACUCCCCGUCCUUGCAGGCUGGUUUCAGGUGUCUAGGGCUGUCCCCGAGUCCGGAGGGCGACAGGCGGGGCAAGGGCCUCACCUACUCUCAGCUGCUCCCUUUCUUGUAGCGCUGGUGGCAUGGGCAGGGCGCACGGUCGCCCCCGCCGAGACUCAGGCCUGUGCGGGGGAUCUGCUGGAAAGUGGAUCUGGUUUAAUGGUCCCUUGGCACGGCCGGGAGGCUCCGCUCCCUAUGUAAUCCUUUCCCUCAUUACUUGCAGUAAGUACUUCAGUAGUCUCUGAUAAUAUUGUAUUUGACAGAAAUCGUGGAAAUUAUAAACGUGGCCAAACGCUCCCUACGCCGGGACUCGCUAACCAAAGCAGACCCAUUUUGCAGCUUGUUACCAGCGGCUCCCCCAUCCGCAGCGAAGUUUCGCCCUCUCCCCUUUCGGCCGCACGCACCGGCGGGACCCGAGGGGAUCGGCGGGGACAGGCCGCCGUGUGCCCGCAGCCGGGCGCCCUCCAAGCAGGUAGGUGUCUGCGGCCCGCACCCGCACGGCCCCGGGGACCUGCCGCAGGUGACUGCAGGACUUCUCCGUCCUUCUCCGUGAGUCCUUUCCCCUCCACAACACCCGCCCCGGGAGCCACGUCGAGCAGCCGCCGUGGGCUCUCCGCUCGCUGCCCGGUCCUGCGCUGCGAAGCGCGUCUGAGAUGCGGAGGAAAGAUUCGUGUGUGUAUGUACGUGUGUGCGGGGAAACGGCGCUCCCGACGGUAACGAGCUGCUUUCGGAUCCCCGCUGCGGCAGCAAAUGUGCUCGUUGCAUCUUUGCGCAGAUGGGUGCCCAUCGAUUUGGGGGGAGGCGGAGACCUGCAGGCGAGCCCCAGACGGGUAAACCCCUUGUUCCUGUUUUUCUCUUGCAGAAGAGCGCCGGUUCCUGCCGCUGGUCCCCGCCCGGAGGGCUGCUGCGGACUGCCGGCCCCGCCGGCCUCCUCUCCGCCGCCCGGCCCGCCUCGCCGCGCAGCUCCGAAAGAGGAGAGGGA
Phalacrocorax carbo (great cormorant) is the source of this 7032-nucleotide messenger RNA. The record is from RefSeq and is a predicted model, not a curated record. NCBI's taxonomy places the organism in Eukaryota, Metazoa, Chordata, Aves, Suliformes, Phalacrocoracidae.